GUUCAAGGUAGAAUUUGGGAAAUUCGCGAAAAAAUACUCUUAUUUUUUUCACCAUAAACUGUAUUUUAAAACCUCUUUGAUGUGAAAAGACACAUUUUCAAUGACUACUUAAGACUUUGUGAAUGUUUAUGUCUUACUCAGAUGAUUGGUGGAUUUAUCCAUUGUUGAAAAAAGAACAAUCAAACUGACAGACCAUCUGGAUCGGGGCGCCUCCUCCUCCCCCGACAAUUCACGGAUGGCGGUGUGCCGGGUUCCAACACCUCCACCGCCAGAGGUGUCUUGUCCGGUGGCAGAGAACUGGUGUUACACACAGGUGAAAGUGAUUAAGUUUUCAUACAUAUGGACCAUCAAUAACUUCAGCUUUUGUAGGGAGGAGAUGGGAGAGGUGUUAAAAAGUUCUACAUUUUCUGCUGGUGCUAAUGAUAAACUAAAAUGGUGUCUGCGAGUGAAUCCCAAAGGACUUGAUGAAGAAAGUAAAGAUUACCUGUCCCUCUAUCUCCUACUAGUUUCAUGUAAUAAAAGUGAAGUGCGGGCAAAGUUCAAAUUUUCUAUAUUAAAUGCCAAGAGAGAAGAAACAAAAGCAAUGGAAAGCCAAAGAGCUUACCGGUUUGUUCAAGGAAAGGACUGGGGUUUCAAGAAAUUCAUUCGACGGGACUUCCUGAUGGACGAAGCCAAUGGAUUACUUCCAGAUGACAAGCUGACAAUAUUUUGUGAGGUCAGUGUGGUGGGUGACACAGUGAAUGUCUCGGGACAGUCCAACUGUUCGCCCGUCAAGGUGCCGGAGUGUCGACUCAGCGAUGAUCUGGGUCAGCUGUUUGAGCGGUCCGCUUCCAGUGAUGUCACGCUCUGUGUGGCCGGCAGAGAGUUUCUAGCUCACAAAGCAAUUUUGUCUGCACGAUCACCUGUAUUUAAUGCAAUGUUUGAACAUGAGAUGGAAGAAAGAAAACAGAAUCGUGUUGACAUCACAGAUGUGGACCAUGAGGUGAUGAGAGAAAUGUUGAGAUUUAUUUAUACAGGGAAAGCUCCCAACUUAGAAAAAAUGGCUGAUGAUUUGUUAGCAGCUGCAGACAAGUAUGCACUGGAGAGGUUAAAAGUGAUGUGUGAAGAGGCUCUGUGUUCGAAUCUGACGAUAGAAAGUGUCUGUGAAAUUCUUGUAUUGGCCGACCUCCACAGUGCAGAUCAGCUGAAAACACAUGCAAUAGAUUUUAUAAAUAGUCACGCAACCGAUGUAAUGGACACACAGGGGUGGAAAGCCAUGAUCUCCACACAUCCACAUCUCAUUGCAGAGGCCUUCCGGGCCCUCGCCAGUCAACAAGGACCUCCCCUUGGCCCCCCCAGAAAGAGAGUCAAACCAUGAUAUUCAUCUUGUGAUAGUUACCUCCCUUGCAUGGCUCAAACAUUCUCACUGUAUCGGCUGAAAACAUUGGGACUGAAAAUUGUAUUUAGAAAUCUCAUGUGUGACAAUUUGUGUCGAAAAUAAUUCAGUAUAUAGACAUUGACCUGAAGAAGAAAUAUUGAGUGUGUAGAUUUGAAAUGGAAUAUUUAUUUAAAAGUACAUGUAGUUAUUUUGAAAUAGAAAUCAAAUAUCUGUACAAUUUUAUUUUUUUUAGAUCCAAAAUACAGUUGAAUCCCGUUGGCUUGAACCCCGUCGAUGCUUGAGAAAGUGUUAGACCCAUCGGGUAGUUCAGCCUAACUUGGGACUUUGUUUUUGGUUCGACCAUUGUAGUGUAUUCGACCCUUCUGAGUUCGACCCAAUGAGAUUCUACUGUAUAUAAAGAUAUCUUCUUGUCAAAAAUAUUUCUAAAUUUUAAAAUUUCAAAAUGAAAGGAUAAGAUGUAGAAAAAUAGCUAGAUUCAUUUUAAAAUGUUACCAUCUUGCUUUAAAGCCCAAAAAGAAAAAAUGUAAUUUUUUCACUUGUAAGUGUUGACUAUGAAUUGAAUUAUACAUUAUAUUUGAUCUGUUUUCACUUGGAGUUAGUUCCCUUGUGAUAGUGAUUGUCAUGGUAAACUGGAAAUGUUUAUUAUAGUUGUACACUAUACUUGAUCGGUUUUACUUGGAGUUACCUCCCUUGUGAUUGUUGUGACACGGAAGUGUUUACUGUAUGGUGAUGCUGUGAUUCAUAAGUGCUGCAGUUGUUCGUUUUUCGGGGGAGGAUGUUUUGGAAGUUUACGGACAGUGCAUCUGAAGGAGAAUAUAUGGAAGUCUUCGACCAUUUCUUCGAUUGGACUUUUGGAGAAUAUGGAUCAGUACAUUUGGUGGACCAUAUUUCUUCUAAUCAUCCUGUUUUUUAAUCCGGAUAUCUUUGGACCUCAAUAACAUUUUUAUUUUUUGGCCUUCGUCAUGAGCAAAACCAAGGGGAGCUGAAGAUCACUCUCCUUAAAUGAUUCCAGCUGAGAAAAAAAAAAAAAAUUCAGUUAAAAUGUAUCGUGAAACCCCUCUAAACAGGACACCGUCAGGACCAAGUAAAAUGCCUGGUUUAAGAGGAAUUCCGAUUUACAGAGGGUCCGAUUUUGAGAGGUUUCUCAGUACUACCAAUUUUUGUUGCUAGGUGAUCAAUUUGCAGCUUUCCUGCUUUUGGUUUUAAUGCUAUUUUAAAAACAUUUCCUGUAAAUGUCUUGAUUAAAAAAAAAGCUCACAGUAACAUCUAUAGUUUAGACGAAGUCGAGACCAUGCACAGUUGGGGCUAGCUCUAUCAAUCGACAAAUUCACCAACUGAAUUUUCAAAACAAUUUGUGAAUUUUAUUUUAAUUUGGCAAAAUAAUUUCCUGUGAUGAUUGAUCAUUUGUUGGAAAAUGACUGUUGGUUUUUACAAUUCUCAAAAGUUUCCUAAAUAGUUUGGCAAAAUGUUUUAGUCACUCAGAGCUAUCCCUGAAUGUUCCCCCCCCCCCCCCCCCCCCCCAAAUUAUCUUUUUCUCAUUUUCGUCUCUUAAGUGAACUUUGUGUACAAGAUCUGCAGAGACUGUCAGGAAAACAAAGCUUUUAUUCAGCUUUUGUGAAUUGUGACCAUUAGUGACGAAGAAAGUUCGAAUGUAUCAUAAGAGUUAUGACUUUAAUUACUACAUGUUUUGCUGACGCCAUAUAACCGUAAAUAAAAUGUGCUGAGUGUGUCGUUAAAUGAAACAUUUCCUUCCUUUCCAUCAUGCUUUGAUGAAGACAAAAACUUUUAAAAGAUGUCUAAAAAAAACUGUUCAUACUUCUGGAGAAGCUUGAGUAUCAGAUUUAAGCUGUAGUGAAUUCCCAGGAUGCAAGAGAAGAAUUGACUGAGAUGAAAUGUCUCAAAUGUUUUCCAGUUCAGGAUUUUUUGGAGUCAUCAGAAAGCUGUUACUGGUCAUAUCGUUGAUGAAAAGCUCGCAACAAUAUUCUACCUUUCCGACUCUACAAGGACCCUGCUGAUUUGUAAUUUAUUUUUACCAAUACUAGUCUGCUUCCAAAAAACAUUUAAUGAAUUUGAGUAUAAGCUUAUGCACUCAGGAUAUAAAAAAAAAAACCCUGCAAAGUUCCGGAUUUAUCAUUUCUUUUCACCAUAGCUGCUAGUCUGUUUUUGAAAACCUUUAAUAAAUUUGAGUAUUAGCUUAUGCAGUCAAGAUCUAAAAAAAUGUUUUCUAGACUUCUGAUCAAGUUGUGCUAAAUUCUGAGUAUCACAAAUUGUCUUCUUUUUAUGAUCAACUAUUGGCGAGGCUUAUGUGUGGGUUUCAUGCCUUUGAAAAUCUUGAUUUCACACAAGAUUUAGCAAAGAAUCGGAAUGAUAAGCUUCAUGGAGGAUUUGUAAAAAAACAAAUUUUUAAAAUAGCAAGCUUUACAGAAUCUAGUUGGUAUUUAGAGAUCGCUGGUAACAUUCGUUAGAGCUAACUUUUGCUUUGCAGACAUGACUGAUUUUUUUUUUAAUUUUAAAGAAGAAAUAAAGUGGAAUUUUUGUAAAAAAAAAAAAAAAAAAAUUCAAGUUUUACAGAAUCCGAGUAAAUUAUCACAAAGAUUGCUAGAAAUAUAGUUUAGAGCCUUGCUUUAUAGAGGUAACUGGAUUUAAGAAAAACAUUAUUUUCAUUAAAUGUUUUUGAAUGCAGAUGUAAAUUGGAUGUACAUGUUUAAAAAAGAAGAGGAGGACCUAUCACAUUUCUUGUUAAAAUGUGUAUCACAAGGUAUCGGCAGAUUGGAUGUCUGGAAAUGCUUCGAGCCAAAGAAAUGGAAAUGUUACAGAAAACAAAGACUAAUUGUUUCAUAGCAUUAAAGUAUUUGGGGGGUUUUUGGUCAAUACUUGCAGUUUGUACAGAACAUGGUUCUGGGUGGGGGGUUUUGGUCAAUACUUGCAGUUUGUACAGAACAUGGUUCUGGGUGUGGGUUUUUUCAUUUUCAGGGCUUAAGCUGGACAAUAAAUACUGCUAAUGAUUGAGAAAGCCGGGCUAGCUCUUACACUCGCCAAGUUCGCUAAUUGCAAAUUAUGAAAACAAUUGGCAAAUUUUAUUUUAAUAUGGCGAAAGAAUUUCAAGUAUUAAUUGAAAUUUUGUUACACAAUAACUGGGUAUAGGAAGUUUAAUAAAUAAUUUGGCAAAAUUAUCUGCUGAUGCAGAGCUAGCCGUGGAAAGUUUUAUGUUUUGAAAUGUGUAGCCAAACUCAUUUCUUAAAAAACACGGCUUUUGAUUGCACAAAUGUGGGCACAGUAUGUUUUGGGGGUUUUGUUUGUUUGAGAACACGAAGUUUAAAAAAAAGAAAGAUACUUAUCAUUUGGUGGGUACAAGGUGUUCAUUAUGAGACGAAAGUACAAACUUGUUUCUUUGUCUCACCUUUUAUAAAGUAAAAAAGUAUCAACUUUUUUGGUUUAGCACAUCAUUAAAGUGACUUUUAAUAGGUUUUCUGUUUAGAGAGGUUCUAUUUGUUACUAAUAUUUAAAAAGGGACCGUAAAAAAAAGUUCCGUAUCAAAGGAAUUCUGGAUUACAAAGGAUCCAGUUUUGGUAGGUUUCACCGAACUAUGUGUUAAAUUUUUAAGUAUACGAAAAUAAAAGGAAAAAAAAAAAAGAUUUAAAAUUCUCAUUCUCAAUUUGAAAUGAGAAAUAUGUCUAUUCCACUUCACUUUCAAUUUGCCAGUUUAUUGAAGAACAGCUUAAUCCCUGAAUAUGUGAUUCUUGUUUCAAGUAUCUUCACCCUGUAAGAUAUCAAAAUAUUAUUACGUCUUUGUUUUCCAGCUCUGUCGUACACACUCCGAGCAAAUAAUAACUUGUAAAGUGUUUGGUUCUCAUUGUACAGAUAAUGUGUGACUGAUCUGUGUGUCUGGCUUUCCGAUAAAAUUGAUUAAGGGACAUGGUCUUCUUGUCACUUUGACAUUUCUGUCUCCACAGUGGUUUUUUGAAUGAAAGUGGAAUACUUUCACGUGAAAUUUAUGUGUAUUAUCAACUAUCAGGGAUAUGAUUUUUUUAUUAGCUUUUUAUCUGAAUUUGGCUUCUUGUUUUUUCGUAGUUUUUUCGUUGUUUUUUUUGUUUUUUUUGCUAAUGUAAAAUAAUUUUCACAAAGUAGAUUGGAUUUGAUCUGAAAUGGGUAUAACAUCCAUGUCUACAAAUUCACACUCCACACACGGUUUUCAAAUUUUAUCUGGAAAUUAGUAUAAAAUUUAUAUUCAUGAUCCAUUGAAGUUUGAAGUUCCAUAAACCCUAGUCUCACAUACACAAAUUAUAUUCCGAAUGGGCCCGAUUUAAGAAUUCUUGGUGAUUCUUGGAUAUACGUACUGAGACCAUAGAGGGUUCCUGGCCUUUCGUCAGUAUUCUUGAAUGUUCUGGAUCGACUCCUGACUCGUGCAAAAUUUGGGAGCAAUCGGGGCUGCAUAGGAUCGUUUAUAUUCCUGAACAUUCGGGGUAUAAUUUGUGUAUGUGAGACUGGGGCUAUACAGUAGGAUGUAAAUCUAACGGAUACUUACAACUAUCCAGCAGGGGUCGAAAUUGGCCGAAGUUCUUGCCGGACAAUCGGUCCGGUAUACUACAAAUUCUACCAGAUCGAAUUGAAACUUACCAGACCAAACAUGAUCAUAAAGUAUAAAUGCUAAAUAAUUGCCUAGCCCUUGUAUGUUAAAACCCCCUGUGGUCAAAAUCCCUUUCAGUCAAAAGACCCUCCGUUCUAAACCCCCCCCCCCAAAACCCCCCAAAAAACGACAUCUGAUAUAUUUUCAUGUGGUGCCUGCAUUAGUAUUUUUCAAUGCAACAACAUUAAGAAUUGAUGUCAUAUCACGUUUCCUUAUAUAAAGAUGAUGAUAUUUAUUUGUUAUAUGAAGAGUUCAUUUUUAAAAGAGUAUAUAUUCAUUUACCGAAUUUUGAGAAAAAACAUGUUUGCUGUAACAUAACAUAGCAUAGUUUUAAGAUUCUGUUCAAUGGGCAUGGAUAGUGUUUUGGUCCGAAUCUUAUUGUUGAGUAUUGUUGAGUAUUAUUGAGUUAUACUAAUGUCCGUGUACCUUAAAGUGACAGACCCUACUUUUUAAACACUAAGGCAUAUUUUUCACCUAGACCCUAGUUUCAACCCGUGAAAAUUGACACUAAGUUUGGUUAAUUUACAAACCUGUAAUGUUCAUAUUUGGAUACAACAGAGUGAAACAAGAGUCUGUGACGUUGAAAUACCCUUUAAAAAUAGACUAAAACGUGACUCCAUAAAGUUACUUUUCAGACACGUGCAUUUUUAAAAAUAUGAAAAAUGCAUUAAGUGGUGUUAAAAACACCAGGUUGACCAGAAACACUUUGGUUGUACGGAAAUGGAUAAUCUAAAGAAUAAAAUAUAAGUAAUAUUUGAUAUCGGUGAUCAUAAAUGGCUCUAAGAGUGAAAAUAUGCCUUACUGUUUAAACACUAGGGUAUAUCCCUUUAACUUGCUAACUUCAAAAUUUGGACAUUGGCAUAUAUCAUGUUUUGGAAAUAAACUCUUCAUAUGUA
Molecule: messenger RNA, 6901 nt
Organism: Gigantopelta aegis
Lineage: Eukaryota; Metazoa; Mollusca; Gastropoda; Neomphalida; Peltospiridae
Product: speckle-type POZ protein-like
Exons: 10
Coding region: 236-1357 (373 amino acids)
Biological process (GO): proteasome-mediated ubiquitin-dependent protein catabolic process; regulation of proteolysis
Cellular component (GO): nucleus; cytoplasm
Molecular function (GO): ubiquitin protein ligase binding
Source: RefSeq, a predicted model, not a curated record